ACAGUUCGGUCACAUUGUCCGAACCAAAAAUCUUAGUUGUCUUUUUUUCUUUCUCUCUUUAAUUUAUGAUUUUAAUAAUUAAACAACAAGAAUCCUAUAAUCAAUCUCUCGAAUUUCUGUAAAAUUAAAAAACCCUAAUUGUAAUUGUUCUUGUUGUUAUAUGUUUCCCUCGUCAAAAUGGAUCGGAUUCGUUGAGUAGCAAUUGUUCGUUUGCCGAGGAAGCAAGGAGAGAGAGAUGGCGCGACAAAUGACGUCAUCUCAGUUCCACAAAUCAAAGACCCUCGACAACAAAUAUAUGCUUGGGGAUGAGAUUGGGAAAGGAGCUUAUGGUCGAGUUUACAUAGGAUUAGACCUGGAGAAUGGUGACUUUGUGGCUAUUAAACAAGUCUCCUUGGAGAAUAUCGUCCAAGAGGAUCUCAACACCAUCAUGCAAGAAAUCGAUUUGUUGAAGAACCUGAACCAUAAAAACAUUGUCAAGUACCUUGGCUCCUUGAAGACAAAGACUCACCUUCACAUUAUCCUGGAGUAUGUGGAGAAUGGCUCUCUUGCAAACAUUAUCAAACCUAAUAAAUUUGGACCUUUUCCAGAAUCAUUGGUGACUGUUUACAUUGCGCAGGUCUUGGAGGGUUUAGUAUAUCUGCAUGAGCAGGGUGUCAUACACCGUGAUAUUAAGGGUGCAAAUAUUUUGACAACAAAAGAGGGACUUGUCAAGCUUGCUGACUUUGGAGUUGCCACCAAACUAAACGAGGCUGAUGUUAACACUCACUCAGUGGUUGGAACUCCUUACUGGAUGGCUCCUGAGGUUAUUGAAAUGUCAGGGGUCUGUGCUGCUUCUGACAUUUGGAGUGUUGGAUGCACUGUUAUCGAACUUUUGACAUGUGUACCUCCUUACUAUGAUCUGCAACCCAUGCCUGCCCUCUUCCGUAUUGUUCAGGAUGAUAGCCCUCCUAUUCCUGAUAGUCUUUCUCCAGAUAUUACGGACUUCCUAAGACAAUGCUUCAAGAAGGAUUCCAGGCAGAGGCCUGAUGCGAAGACACUGCUCUCUCACCCUUGGAUACGGAACUCUAGACGAGCAUUGCAGUCCUCACUUCGGCAUAGUGGAACCAUCAGAUAUAUGAAGGGAGCCGAUUCAAGUUCAGAGAAGGACGGUGAAGGUAGUCAAGAUGUAGCUGAGAGCAUUUCAGCAGAAAAAGUGGGGAUCUCAAAAACUGACCUUUUGUUUGUCCAGAACUCCAAAACCAAACUACCUGCGGUCGGUGUGGGGAGUUUCAGGUCUGAGAAAGAUCAGUCUUCAGCCAGUGAUAUUGGUGAAGAAAGAGCAGAUUCAGAAGAUGAUAUCAUGUCAGAUCAAGUUCCUACGUUGUCUAUCCAUGAUAAUAAGUCUUCUCUUCAAUCAAGUACUUGCAGUAUUUCUUCAGAUGCAAAGGGGACAUCUCAAGAUGGGAAAUCUGAACAUGAUGCAAAUCUUGAAACAGAAGCUAGAAGAAACACUUCAGCAACAAAGCAGGCUGGGAAAGAAUGUUCCAUCCAGAUGCAGCAGAGAUCACAUAGUUUUGACCCAAAAGGUGAAGACCGUGGGCUUAGAAAGGCAGUGAAGACUCCAUCUAGUUAUGGUGGGAAUGAACUGACUAGAUUCAGUGAUCCUCCGGGGGACGCUUGUUUGCAUGAUUUGUUUCAUCCAUUGGAUAAAGUUCCCGAGGGAAAACUAAAUGAAGCCUCGGCAUCAACGCCUGCGUCAAAUGCCAACCAGGGUGACUCUCCUGUUGCAGAUGGUGGAAAGAAUGAUCUAGCAACAAAGCUGAGGGCUAGAAUUGCUCAGAAGCAAAUGGAAGGUGAAGCUGGGCAUUCAAAUGAUGGUGGUGAUCUUUUCCGGUUAAUGAUGGGUGUUUUGAAAGAUGAUGUUAUUGACAUUGAUGGCUUGGUAUUUGAUGAAAAAGCGUCUCCUGAUAAUCUGCUUCCUCUACAGGCAGUUGAGUUUAGCAGAUUGGUGAGCUCCUUACGACCAAGUGAAACAGAAGAUGCAAUAGUAACUUCUUGUCAGAAACUUGUUGCCAUGUUCCGUCACAGACCUGAGCAGAAAGUAGUGUUUGUGACACAACAUGGUUUCCUCCCUGUAAUGGAUCUUCUCGAUAGUCCUAAAUCCCGUGUAACUUGUGCGGUGCUGCAGCUGAUAAACGAAAUUAUAAAAGACAACACUGACUUCCAGGAGAAUGCUUGUCUUGUUGGUCUCAUACCUCUGGUGAUGAGUUUUGCUGGUCCAGAGAGGGAUCGGUCUAGAGAAAUCCGAAAGGAAGCAGCAUACUUCUUGCAGCAGCUUUGUCAGUCAAGCUCCUUGACAUUGCAAAUGUUCAUAGCUUGCCGUGGAAUACCAGUCUUGGUGGGGUUUCUUGAAGCAGAUUAUGCCAAAUACAGGGAGAUGGUUCACCUAGCUAUUGAUGGGAUGUGGCAGGUUUUUAAACUCAAAAGAUCUACCCCAAGAAAUGAUUUCUGUCGUAUAGCUGCAAAGAAUGGCAUUCUUCUUAGGCUGAUCAACACUCUCUAUAGCUUAAACGAGGCAACUCUACUAGCUUCCGAAGGACGCUCUGGUCAACUUGAUCAGCAGUUACUCAGUGUGAUUGACAAUCCUGAUGUGUUGAAAAAUAGGCAUGGAGGUGGUGAAGAGCCUUCAAAUUCUCAAAGAUCAGAUGUCUAUCAGCCAGAUGGUGAUAGGCCUAGAUCAAGCAGUGCUGCACUAGACGCAACAGAAGAUGUUAAACCACAUAAUCAUAGGGUAUCUCUCUCUUCCAACAGAGCAUCAACCGAGGGUGUCUCUAAUGGAUUUGCUGCUACUCAGCCAGAACAAGUCCGACCUUUGCUUAGCUUGUUGGAGAAAGAACCCCCUUCAAGACAUGUUUCCGGUCAACUAGACUACGUGAAACACAUCACUGGCUUAGAGAAAAAUGAAAGUAUACUUCCUCUUCUGCGUGCGUCCAUCGAAAAGAAAACCAAUGGAGGAGACCUAGACUUUCUGAUGGCCGAGUUUGCAGGAAAACAAAACGGGAAUCUUGAUACUACGCCUAGAUAUUACAGUAAAACGAUGUCAAAGAAGGUUAUGGCUAUCGACGCAAUGGCUUCUGCAUCUGGUGUACUGUCAGGUUCAGGUGUUCUAAAUGCUAGACUUGGAAGUGACACAUCCUCUGGUUUACUUUCCCAUAUGGUCACCACGCUGAGUGCAGAGGUCGCUAGCCAAUACUUGGAGAAAGUGGCUGAUUUGCUUCUUGAAUUUGCUCGUGCUGAUACGACUGUUAAAUCAUACAUGUGCAGCCAAAGCUUACUGAGUCGUCUUUUCCAUAUGUUCAACCGUGUAGAACCUCCUAUUCUGCUUAAGAUACUGAAGUGCACCAAUCAUCUAUCCACUGAUCCAAAUUGCUUGGAGAGUCUUCAGCGUGCAGAUGCAAUCAAGCAUUUGAUCCCCAACCUUGAGGUUAAGGAGGGGAAUCUUGUUGACCAGAUCCAUCAUGAGGUACUUAGUGCACUGUUCAACCUGUGCAAGAUAAACAAGAGGAGGCAAGAACAAGCGGCUGAAAAUGGAAUCAUACCUCACCUGAUGCUUUUCGUCAUGUCGGAUUCUCCUCUGAAACAAUAUGCACUGCCACUACUAUGUGACAUGGCUCAUGCAUCUCGGAACUCAAGAGAGCAGUUAAGAGCACACGGCGGUCUGGAUGUUUACCUGAGUUUGCUAGACGAUGAAUAUUGGUCUGUGAUUGCCUUAGAUUCCAUUGCUGUUUGCUUGGCGCAAGACAAUGACAACCGCAAGGUGGAGCAAGCCUUGCUCAAUGAUGAUGCAAUUUAUACAUUGGUUAACUUCUUCCAGAGCUGUCCUGAGAGACAUUUUGUGCACAUAUUGGAACCAUUCUUGAAGAUUAUCACGAAAUCAUCUCGAAUCAAUACGACAUUAGCUGUAAAUGGAUUGACUCCAUUACUUAUUGCAAGGCUAGAUCACCAAGAUGCUAUUGCUCGACUUAAUCUACUGAAACUCAUAAAGGCUGUUUAUGAGCACCAUCCAAGGCCAAAACAGCUGAUUGUGGAGAAUGAUCUCCCUCAGAGACUGCAGAAUCUGAUAGAAGAGAGACGUGAAGGGCAACAUUUAGGAGGCCAAGUUCUGGUGAAGCAAAUGGCAACAUCUCUCCUUAAAGCACUUCACAUCAACACCGUCUUGUGAGAGAGUCCUAAACCAACAGCUGAUUUGGCCUUGGGACUGUACAUUCAUUCCCAUUUUUUUUUGCAGGAAGAAUAUACUCAAAAAGUGUAUACAUUUUUCUUCUUUUCCAUUUACCAAAUGUUUUGUAAUUGUUGAGUUGUGUGGCUCUCUUGAGUUUUUUUAGUCUCCCCAAGAGAUGCCAACACUUGAUAGUUUGGGUGAUACUUGAUUGUUUUAUUAAUUUUGCUGACGUUCUGAUACAUAAAUUUGUAACCAUUUUUUUUAUUAAUUCUUGACUUUUUCUUAA
Messenger RNA from Raphanus sativus (radish), 4487 nucleotides. Its product is annotated as MAP3K epsilon protein kinase 1. The coding region runs from base 236 to 4201 and encodes 1321 amino acids. NCBI's taxonomy places the organism in Eukaryota, Viridiplantae, Streptophyta, Magnoliopsida, Brassicales, Brassicaceae. Gene Ontology annotation, biological process: protein phosphorylation. The record is from RefSeq and is a predicted model, not a curated record. Gene Ontology annotation, molecular function: protein kinase activity; ATP binding; protein binding. The transcript has 23 exons.